UUAAAGGGACAGAAGAAAGUUGCUGAUGAUCUUCAGUUCCAAGAUAUUCCACAUGACUCCUUUGUAAAUGACAAAAGCAAGGUUCAGACACACACUUUUACUGACUUUCCCCCGACUGCCGAGUCUGAUGAAGAGGAUGUCUAUGACAAAACUCAGCUCAUUAAAGAUGAAUCAAAAACUGGGAGUCCAUCUUUUUGGACAUUUGAAUAUUACCAGCAGUUCUUUGAUGUGGAGACAAAGCAAGUGUUAAACCGGAUAGCUGGAUCCAUGAUUCCCUUUCCACGUUCAAACUACCUACAAACAACCAUUAGGCCUAACCCAGAUCUCUAUGGACCUUUCUGGAUUUGUACAACGCUUGUGUUUACAACAGCCAUUGCUGGUAACAUGGCCAGUUACCUGUCUGUUGAGGGUAAAGACUUCACCUGGAAGUAUGACUUCCAUAAAGUGACAUUUGCUGCAACAGCCAUUUUCAGUUACUGGUGGUUGCUGCCGGCGAUGCUAUUUGGCUUUUUGUGGUGGAGAGGCAGCAAAGCAAACUACACUUUUCUGGAGAUCCUGUGUAUCUAUGGAUAUUCCCUUUCUAUUUACAUUCCAAUCUCUAUACUGUGGGUGGUGCAGUUUGAGUGGUUGCAGUGGAUACUGGUUAUGGUUGGGGCAGUGAUGUCGGGCGGAGUUCUGGUGAUCACGCUAUGGCCAGCAGUCAAAGACGACACCAAGAAAACUGCCUGGAUUGUGAUAAUACUCAUCUUCCUUUGUCACACUUCGCUUGCUGUUGGCUUCAAGCUGUAUUUCUUCAAUGCUGCUGCACCUCAGAUCUCUACACAGACUAGUUCAGCCCCAGUGAUAACUAAGUUUCCAACAACCCCACACCCAACAAGCAAACAACAGAACAAGAAAACUUUAGUUGCAGCAACCAACACCAAUUUACCUAAAGAUACCAGAGGCAGAUUGAAAAAUUCUACAUUAAAGAGAAACAGAGUUAUAUACAAAACAACUAAAAAACCUAUGUAGUUGGCAGAUAAGAUUGCCAUGGAAAUCCAAAGAAAGAUCAGCUUAAAGGAAAAUAACUAGUGUACACUCUCUCAUAUAGCAUUUUAUUUUCGAGCUUUACAGGUUAAAUUAUUUUUUAAUGAUUUAGAUGAUGAGCCCGAAACGUUUUUUCUUCAACCGUUGGUGGAAUUUAUCUUAAAAAUGUCAUAAAUCAAGUAUUUUAUGAAUUGAAGGAGAAGAACAAGUCUAUUGUUGAUAGUUGAGUAAAUUCUCAAGUUUCCUUCCUCUUGAUUUCAAUUUAUUUAUUCAACUAAUUGACAUCAGAAUCUAUUGGUACAUAUAUAUACAAGAAAUAAUCCAAAUUAAAAGUGUGUUCAGUGACAUGUAUGUACGUAUAUAUUUAUAUAUCUGUAUCAGUACUUUCACCUGGUUUGUUAAUGCAGAAAUCGUUUGUCUUCGGCUGUAUGAAUAUUGCAUCCUCUUGACUGGAAAACUGGAAAAAACUGGAGCGGACACGUAUUUCAACCCACGGUUUUUAAAAGCUGAGCUGUGAAGAUGCUUACUAUGAUGAAUGGUAUUGAAGAAUAUUUUAAAAAAUGAAAUUGUUUUGUUGAACUCAAUCUUUAUAGUUCUUUUUUGUCUUAAAUAUUAAAUGCUUAUACAUGUA
Magallana angulata is the source of this 1657-nucleotide messenger RNA. Its product is annotated as protein YIPF1-like. Gene Ontology annotation, biological process: vesicle-mediated transport. Gene Ontology annotation, molecular function: small GTPase binding. The transcript has 7 exons. The annotation marks the transcript as partial. Gene Ontology annotation, cellular component: Golgi apparatus; membrane. The record is from RefSeq and is a predicted model, not a curated record. Lineage: Eukaryota; Metazoa; Mollusca; Bivalvia; Ostreida; Ostreidae.